AUGUCUCAUUUACUUAUAUGGAGGGGAGAAGGUAGAUGGAAUGUCUCAUUUACUGUACAUGGAGGGGAGAAGGACCCUGUGUUGUUUACGGGUCCGUUAAGGCUGAACCUUGACCCCCAAGACCUGUACUCGGACCAGGACAUCUGGUCGGCCUUGGACCACACCCACAUCCGCCAGUUUGUCGAGUCCUUGCCUGACCUUUUGCAGAGUGACUGUGGAGAGGGAGGAACCAACUUCAGUGUCGGACAACGUCAACUAUUCUGUAUGAGCAGAACGCUCUUGAAGAAAUCCAAGAUCCUUGUUCUGGACGAAGCUACAGCAGCCGUUGAUAUGGCAACAGAUGACCUGAUCCAGCAGACCAUCAGGUCAGAGCUCAAGGACUGCACGGUGCUGACCAUCGCCCACAGACUCAACACGGUCAUGGACUACGACAGGAUCCUAGUCCUGGACAACGGUUGUGUAUGUGAGUUUGACACACCCUCCUCCCUGCUGCAACAGCCUGACAGCAUCUUCUACAACAUGGCCAAAGCUGCAGGGUUGAUCUCGUAAUGUUCAGAGAGUUGACAGAAAUUGUAUGUUGCAAA
Haliotis rufescens (red abalone) is the source of this 584-nucleotide messenger RNA. RefSeq names its product multidrug resistance-associated protein 1-like. Gene Ontology annotation, cellular component: membrane. The coding region runs from base 1 to 549 and encodes 182 amino acids. The transcript is spliced from 4 exons. Gene Ontology annotation, molecular function: ATPase-coupled transmembrane transporter activity; ATP hydrolysis activity; ATP binding. Lineage: Eukaryota; Metazoa; Mollusca; Gastropoda; Lepetellida; Haliotidae. Gene Ontology annotation, biological process: transmembrane transport. The record is from RefSeq and is a predicted model, not a curated record.